GGCGGCAGCCACAGCGGAGUCAGCGGCGCCUUGGAGGAGGCGGCGGCGAGGGGCAUGGACUCGGGCGGCAGGAACUCCUCUGGUGCCCCGAACAGCACCCUGAGCGAGUCCCAGGGCAGCGCCAUCCUCAUCUCUUUCAUCUACUCUGUGGUGUGCCUGGUGGGGCUGUGUGGUAACUCCAUGGUCAUCUACGUGAUCCUACGCUAUGCCAAGAUGAAGACGGCCACCAACAUCUACAUCCUUAACUUGGCCAUUGCGGAUGAGCUGCUGAUGCUUAGCGUCCCCUUCCUGGUCACCUCCACCCUGCUGCACCACUGGCCCUUUGGCUCUCUGCUCUGCCGCCUGGUGCUCAGCGUGGAUGCCAUCAACAUGUUCACCAGUAUCUACUGCCUGACUGUGCUCAGCGUGGACCGCUACAUCGCUGUGGUGCACCCCAUCAAGGCGGCCAGGUACCGCCGGCCCACCGUGGCUAAGAUGGUCAACCUUGGUGUCUGGGUGCUUUCCAUCCUCAUCAUCCUGCCGAUCAUCAUCUUCUCCAAUACAGCAGCCAACAGUGAUGGAACGGUGGCUUGCAACAUGCUCAUGCCGGAGCCCACUCAGAGGUGGCUGGUGGUCUUUGUGGUCUACACCUUUCUGAUGGGCUUCUUGCUACCAGUGGUGGCCAUCUGCCUCUGCUACAUCCUCAUCAUUGCCAAGAUGCGCAUGGUGGCCCUGAAGGCUGGCUGGCAACAACGCAAACGCUCGGAGCGCAAGAUCACCCUCAUGGUCAUGAUGGUGGUGAUGGUCUUUGUCAUCUGUUGGAUGCCCUUCUACAUUGUGCAGCUAGUCAAUGUCUUUGUAGAGCAGGAUGAUGCCACCAUCAGCCAGCUCUCCGUCAUCUUGGGCUAUGCUAAUAGCUGUGCCAACCCCAUCCUCUAUGGCUUUCUCUCAGACAAUUUCAAGCGGUCCUUCCAGAGACUGCUCUGCCUCAGUUGGAUGGACAAUGCUCCGGAGGAACCCAUCGACUACUAUGCCACUGCCCUCAAGAGCAGGGCGUACAGCGUGGAGGACUCCCCGGACAACUUGGAGUCAGGGAGCAUGUAUAGGAACGGCACGUGCACCUCCAGGAUUACUACCCUCUGAGGAAGCAUUCUUGCCCCCUGCCCCACUACCCCCCAGCAGGAGGGUGAGCGGAGCCAGGCUGUGGCAUGGGGAGGCUGGGAGGGAGGGGGUUUUGAUCCAGCCU
Molecule: messenger RNA, 1225 nt
Organism: Meleagris gallopavo (turkey)
Lineage: Eukaryota; Metazoa; Chordata; Aves; Galliformes; Phasianidae
Gene: SSTR1
Product: somatostatin receptor 1
Biological process (GO): neuropeptide signaling pathway; cellular response to estradiol stimulus
Cellular component (GO): neuron projection; plasma membrane
Molecular function (GO): somatostatin receptor activity; neuropeptide binding
Source: RefSeq, a predicted model, not a curated record